Molecule: messenger RNA, 627 nt
Organism: Sphaeramia orbicularis (orbiculate cardinalfish)
Lineage: Eukaryota; Metazoa; Chordata; Actinopteri; Kurtiformes; Apogonidae
Gene: drc12
Product: dynein regulatory complex subunit 12 homolog
Exons: 5
Source: RefSeq, a predicted model, not a curated record
AUGCCCCGCGUGUCUGAGCUAAAAAGGCAACAGCGACCUAGUCACCAUGUGAUUGGCUGUUAUUAUAGUCAAUCACCUAUCAAUUAAGCGGGACAGUUAGUGCCAUGGCAACUCACUCAGCAACCAGUGCCCAGCAACAAGCACCCAUCCCUAUCCAUAAAGAACGAAUCAGUAAUUAAGGUCCAGUCUGACAGAAGUGAUCUGAGGAGACGCAUGAGAGACACAGAGCAGAAGCUGCAGCACGAGAGACAAGACCACGGGGACGUCAACUCUGAGCUCAGUCGCCAGUUUAAAGCCAUGCAGGGAGAGCUGAGCAAUGAGGUGAAGAGACUGGAGAAGGAAGUCUGCCAGCUAAAGGAGGAACUUGUGCUGUGUCAGGAUGAGCUGGCAAAAGAGAAGAGAGAGCGUGAGCAGGUGGGAAAGAAGAAAGACGUCACUAUAGCAGAUCUUCAACAUGAACUGGAGAACAUGGAGUUAAGCUAUGAGAAGAUCCUACAUGAUACUCUGGAUGGUCUGACUUCCCAGGUGUCUGACGCUUAACACCGAUGGAAGGACAAGAACACAACCUAUCUACAGGAUUACAAGGAGACGCUUGCGGAAUUUGGCCUGAAAGCUGAGGAAGUUUAA